AUGAAAUUAAAAUGGUGCAAAUGGUAUAUUUACGGAAUUUUAUUACCUCUUUUCACUGUAAUAUUUUGUGAGUUCUUAAUCUAUUAUGUAGUGAUCGGCCAGUGCUCUUGGCCAAAUUUUAAAAACAUUAAAGAUGAAAACAACAAAAAUUUAGUUAAAGCAAUGCUUUUGGCCGAUACCCAUUUACUUGGUCCCUACAGGGGACACUGGUUUGAUAAAUUAAGGAGGGAAUGGCAAAUGCACAGAGCUUUUCAAACUGCGAUAACAUUACAUAAACCUGAAGUCGUCUUUAUUUUAGGUGAUCUCUUUGACGAGGGACAAUGGUGUAAUGAAUUUCAAUUUUUUGAGUACACAUCUAGAUUUUCACACUUGUUUGAGACUCCAAACACUACAAAAUUAUAUGUUGUACCAGGAAAUCAUGAUGUAGGAUUUCAUUAUGCUCUUAGUAGAUAUACUCUUGAUAGAUUUGAAAAUAUAUUUAAUGUCUCCAGUGUAGAAUUAUUGAAUUUAAAAGAUAAUUUUUUCAUAUUAAUUAAUAGUAUGGCAAUGGAAAAUGAUGGUUGCUCAUUUUGUUCGGAGGCAGAAAAAAAGAUUAAAAAUUUAGCAAAUAAAUUAAAUAUAUACAAGAAAAAUUCUUUUAAUGAAAAUUCAAAAUUUCCAAAUUAUAGUCGACCGAUUAUUUUACAACAUUUUCCUAUGUAUCGAGAAUCAGAUAUUUUGUGCAAUGAAAAUGAUGAAGCACCCCCUGAGUUAAAAAAUAAUAUAUUUAGAGAAAAAUGGGAUUGUUUAUCUAAAUCUGCUUCUAAUAUGAUAUUCGAUAAGUUUAAUCCCAGAUUGAUAAUUAAUGGUCAUGUUCACCAUGGAUGUCACAUUGUUCAUAAGGAAGACAUUCAUGAAUAUACUUUGUCAUCAUUCAGCUGGAGAAAUAAAAAUAAUCCUACAUUUAUGUUGGCUAAAUUUACUCCUAACAGUUUUAUAAUUGAAAAAUGUCAAUUACCAAAAGAAAAUACAGUUAUAUUAAUUUACAUUACUGCAGUUAUAUCAAAUAUUAUUUGGAUAAUUAUUAAUAAAAUUUAUUUCAAACAAUAA
Molecule: messenger RNA, 1089 nt
Organism: Pediculus humanus corporis (human body louse)
Lineage: Eukaryota; Metazoa; Arthropoda; Insecta; Psocodea; Pediculidae
Product: Cell division control protein, putative
Exons: 6
Coding region: 1-1089 (362 amino acids)
Biological process (GO): GPI anchor biosynthetic process
Molecular function (GO): hydrolase activity
Source: RefSeq, a predicted model, not a curated record